AGAAUGUUAUCGUCAACAUAUAUCUCUUUGUAAUAAACUCCAUUUCUUGAUUUGCUCAAUUUUCAGCAUCAAAUUCAAUCACAAGAAACAAAACAAAAAAUCCAUCUCUCCCUCCCUUUAACCCACAAAUUCCAAUUGCAACAGCAAAUUAAAACUAGGGUUUCAACAGAGUUCUUGUUCAAUCAACUAUGGUGGAAAAAAGGAAACCUUUAGUUCUUUCUUCCACUAAAAAUCUACUAAAUUCACUCUUAAAUUCAGAAAAUAAAACCCAGAUUCGAUUUUCGCCAAAAGUACAAUUGAGAGCUGGAGUUCUUAAAAUAUCAAAAGACGACAUUGUUAAUCUUGAUGAUUCUGCUUUGGUUGGGAUAACUACUUCUCAACUUAGAAGACUUUGUAUUACUUCUGGUUCAUUGGUACUCAUAAAAAAUGUCAAUACAAGUCAACAAAGAAUUGGACAAGUGGUAGUUCUAGAUCCUCCUAGUCGUGACCAAGUUUUAUCCGACCGUAGUUCAUCACCGCCACAGUCCUCCGGGACAGCAUUUCUCUUGCCAUUACAUAGCUAUCCUGAUUCUCAUAUAAAACCAGAUGGAGAAGUUGCCUAUUUAUCUCCGAUUCUAGCAUUUAACCUUUAUUUACAUUUGUCAUGCUUGAAAUCAAUGAUUCACCAAGGGAAAGAAGCUUUGUCACCACUAUUUGAGGCGAAAUCAAAUAAUAUAGUGAGUGGAAAAGACAAUGUUCCCAUGACUCUAGAAUUUGAACCUUUAGAUCAGUUGCCAAAAUAUGCCACACACCUGAGGGCUUCUUUUGUGAAGAUACCAGAAUGUGGGAGUCUAGGGUCAGUUAAAAAAGAUUCAUCUAUAGAAGCUGAAGACCGUCAAGAGUUGAUCGAUAUGGAAUUGAAUAAGUACUUUGAAGUAGAUAGAUUUCUUUCGAGAGGUGAUCUUUUCAGUGUAUGCAUAAAUUGGAAUUGCAAAUCGGCUCUCUGCAUCCCUUGCAGUCAAAAGAAGCAAAGUGGUGGUUCUGACCUCAUCUAUUUCAAGGUUGUGGCCAUGGAACCUUCCGAAGAACCUGUCCUAAGAGUCAACCGUACUCGAACGGCCCUUGUACUUGGAGGGAAUGUACCUUCUGCUGUUCCUCCAGAUUUCUUAAUUCCUCGACCACGAGGUUCUCUGCCUUUACAAGUGAGCACUGUGAAGACGUUAGCCUCCAUACUUAUGCCACCAUUAUGUCCAUCAGCCCUUUCAUCAAAAUUUCGGGUUGCUGUGUUGUUGUAUGGUUCGCCCGGUUGCGGGAAGAGAACUGUGGUUAAAUUUGUUGCUCGUCAAUUAGGCCUUCAUGUGGUGGAAUAUAACUGUCAAAGUGUAUUUGCAAAUUCUGAUAGAAAAACAUCAGUUGCCCUAGCUGAAGCUUUUGGCAUGGCUCGCAGAUACUCGCCUGCAAUCCUUCUUCUUCGCCAUUUUGAGGUCUUCAAGAACCUGGUCUCUCACGAGGGUUCACCACAUGACCAAGUUGGUAUGAACUUAGAGGUUGCAUCCGUCAUAAUGGAAUUUACUGAGCCAGUUGCUGAAGAUGAAGAAUCCUACUCAGAGGGAAAGUCAAAUGCUCAUGAUCAAGUAAAGGUUGCUCAACCUGUAAAUCGGCACCCAGUGCUGUUAGUUGCUGCUGCUGAUAGUUCUGAAGGCCUUCCACCAACUAUUAGGCGUUGUUUCAGUCACGAGAUUAGCGUGGGUCCGUUGAGUGAAGAACAGAGGAAUGAAAUGCUCUCCCAGUCUCUUCAACAUUUCAGUGAACUACUUCCAGAUACUUCUUUGGAGGACCUUGUGAAAGAUUUGGUUGGUCAGACAUCAGGUUUCAUGCCAAGAGAUCUGCGAGCUUUAGUUGCUGAUGCCGGUGCAAAUCUAGUCCUUAGUCGUGGUAGUGAGGAAGUCGAGGUUGAGAAUGGAAGUCUGAAAGAGCUUUCUCAUAAGAGCAAACCAAUCGAGAAUAAUGGCUCGCAUGACUCGACAAAGUCCCUAAGCAAAGAAGAUGUAAUGAAAUCACUGGAACGAUCAAAGAAAAGAAAUGCAUCAGCACUGGGUACUCCAAAGGUUCCAAAUGUCAAAUGGGAAGAUGUCGGUGGUCUUGAAGAUGUGAAGAAAUCAAUUUUGGACACUGUACAGCUGCCUCUCUUACACAAGGACUUGUUUUCGUCUGGAUUGCGCAAGCGAUCUGGUGUUCUUUUCUAUGGCCCACCUGGUACAGGAAAAACUUUACUGGCAAAAGCUGUUGCUACCGAAUGCUCCCUGAAUUUUCUCAGUGUGAAAGGGCCCGAGUUGAUAAACAUGUACAUAGGAGAGUCAGAGAAAAAUAUUCGGGACAUUUUUCAGAAGGCUAGAUCAGCUCGACCAUGCGUCAUCUUCUUCGAUGAGCUUGAUUCUCUUGCUCCUGCCCGGGGUGCUUCUGGAGACUCCGGCGGUGUAAUGGAUCGAGUGGUUUCUCAGAUGCUUGCAGAGAUUGAUGGCUUGAACGACUCUACCCAGGACUUGUUUAUUAUUGGAGCUAGCAAUAGGCCUGAUCUUAUUGAUCCUGCCCUUUUGAGGCCAGGCCGAUUUGAUAAGCUCCUUUAUGUUGGUGUGAAUUCUGAAGCCUCUUAUAGGGAGAGGGUCCUUAAAGCGCUUACACGGAAGUUUAAAUUGAAAGAAGAUGUAUCUCUACUCUCAAUAGCAAAAAGGUGUCCUCCAAACUUCACGGGUGCUGACAUGUAUGCACUCUGCGCUGAUGCUUGGUUUCAUGCUGCGAAACGCAAGGUAUUAGCUGCCAGUUCAGAUUCAACUGGCUCAGAUGAUGUGGAUGACUCAAUUGUCGUGGAAUACGAUGAUUUUCUAAAGGUCUUGGGAGAGAUCUCUCCCUCACUGUCAAUGGCCGAGCUUCAAAAGUAUGAGUUGCUCCGUGAUCAGUUUGAAGGAUCAUCAAGAUGACAGAGAGCCGAGAGGGGUUGCUCGCAAUCUGCCUCCUACCGGCCCAAAAUCUUCGGCCGUUCUUUCUAAAUGGGGAUGCCCGAUGCACCUCAUCUUCUCAUUUCGUUGUUGCUCAUUCUUGUUAGGCUGAAGUAUUUGGCCUUUCCACUCCGUGCCCCCGCUUGGGCUUCCUCCAUCCGAGAAUUCGAGUCAUGCUAAAAGUAAGAAAGGAACCACUGUUGAAUCUCCGGAUGAAAGAUUAAAAAAAAAGAGAAAGGAAAAGGAUAGUCAAGAUAGAUUACACUUGGUGGUGGCAUUUUUCAUUUUGGAUGAGGGUGCAAUCCAGUUUCCAUUUGAGUUAUAGUUGAAAUAGUUGUCAUUCUGCUUGUGUUAGUGACAGUUCAGUUGCUUUUGGCUUGUGGAAUUUGUCUAGAAUAAACUCCAUCCAUAUUCACUUCAAAGUUUUUGAUUUAGCAAUCAAGGGCUGUAUAUUUGUAUAUUGUUAUUCACUUCAGUCUUUUUGUAUUUAAGUAGAAAUUUUACCGGCA
Nicotiana attenuata is the source of this 3484-nucleotide messenger RNA. RefSeq names its product peroxisome biogenesis protein 6. Gene Ontology annotation, molecular function: ATP binding; ATP hydrolysis activity. Gene Ontology annotation, biological process: protein import into peroxisome matrix. The transcript has 16 exons. NCBI's taxonomy places the organism in Eukaryota, Viridiplantae, Streptophyta, Magnoliopsida, Solanales, Solanaceae. The record is from RefSeq and is a predicted model, not a curated record. Gene Ontology annotation, cellular component: peroxisomal membrane; cytosol. The coding region runs from base 189 to 2957 and encodes 922 amino acids.